UCCAUCAGAGAGGAAACAGAUUGAAGAAGCGGAGCCGCACAUCAACAGAACUAGUACAAAUCUGCGAUGAGUUUUGAGUGGCCCUGGCAGUAUAACUUUCCUCCGUUUUUUACAUUGCAGCCAAAUGUUGACACGAGACAGAAGCAGUUGGCGGCGUGGUGUUCACUCGUGCUGUCUUACUGCCGUCACCGCAAACUCUACACGCUGGACGUGCUCGAGGCGCAGGAAAGCCCCAUGUUCAACAACAAGAAAAUUGAGAGAAAACUUUCAGUUGAAGCCAUACAAGUAGUUUUUGAAGAAUUGAGAAAAAAAGGAAACCUGGAAUGGUUGGAUAAAAAUAAAUCACGAUGUCUAAUAAUGUGGAGGAGACCAGAGGAGUGGGGAAAACUCAUUUAUCAGUGGGUUUCCAAAAAUGGCAUGGUCAACUCGGUGUUUACACUUUAUGAACUCUCUAAUGGGGAUGACACGGAAAAAGAAGAGUUUCAUGGACUGGAGGAUUGGAUGCUGCUGCGUUCACUGCAGGCCCUGCAGGCUGAUGGGAAAGCAGAAAUCAUCUCUAUGGAUGAUGGAAAAGGAGUCAAGUUCUUUUGAAUCGGGUUUUCUCAAGUCAGACUUUGGGUUGUGGUGUUGGGUUUCUGUCAGCCCAGCAUGAUCUUUUGUCUCAGUCCUCUUAGGAUCUUGUUUGGACUGUAUAUUACACUCCACUGCUAAAUCAGCAAGGCAUUAUUUGGCACAUGAGCCCAAACUACAUGUAAGGGUCUUCCUUGUUGGAACUUGUUUAAAUUGGUGGUUUUACACCUGUCAAAACUGGAGUCGAGUUAAGGAACUAAGAUUUUGUGCUUCACUAUUAUGCAUACAAAGCAAAUGUCAGACCAAAACUAAGGAAUACUAAUAUCUUAAUGUAGAUUGAAUUUGAGACUAAAUCAAUUUGUGUACAUAUGUUUUUAUUUCACUCCUGUUAUCGCUGUCGAUCCUGAAGGACUCUUGUUCUACUUG
This is a messenger RNA of Rhinichthys klamathensis goyatoka, 996 nucleotides long. RefSeq names its product vacuolar protein sorting 25 homolog (gene vps25). The record is from RefSeq and is a predicted model, not a curated record. Gene Ontology annotation, cellular component: ESCRT II complex. The coding region runs from base 67 to 591 and encodes 174 amino acids. The transcript has 6 exons. Gene Ontology annotation, molecular function: structural molecule activity; protein homodimerization activity. NCBI's taxonomy places the organism in Eukaryota, Metazoa, Chordata, Actinopteri, Cypriniformes, Leuciscidae. Gene Ontology annotation, biological process: protein transport to vacuole involved in ubiquitin-dependent protein catabolic process via the multivesicular body sorting pathway.